AUUUGCGCCUGACGGAGUCUGCUACUUGUGCAUGCACUACCACCAUGCCAUCCCAACAGCAAGUACAGGGAGCCAACGAUAACUCUCAGGACUCCACAGCCAUGCCAUCCUCCAGCUCCAAUCAGAAUCUAUACGACCGAUUCUUCCAACCAUUCUCCGCUGGAGCUACCAAGCUCUUGCCUCCAAAAGGCGCCGGAAUGCGCUUCAAGAGCAAACGAGCCGAUCGUAUCCCUGAUGACCCUGCCCGACCUUUGGUCAAUGACCUGCAUUCUAUCGAUGACCCUGCAAUGCGUCUACGCGUUCCAAAGAAAAUCCCUACACCUGUCAAGGUAGAGGCCAAGGUUUGGUUCGCAAACGAGAGAACCUUCAUUUCUUACGUCUCGACUGGGUUACUCUUGUCGAGUAUCGCCUCUGGACUAUUACUUGGAGCUAAGGAUUCCAUGGCUCGUUGGUUCGCCCUUGCAUAUGCUAUCAUCUCCGCUGGUAUCUUGAUAUACGGCUGGAUCAUCUUUCAGAGACGUUUGACCAUGAUCUCUGCUCGUGACGCGGGGAGCUUCGACAUUGUAUGGGGCCCGCUCGCGAUUUGCGUGGCUUUGUUCUUCGCGAUCUUAAUCAACUUCAUCGUGCGAGUCCAGGAAGCGAAACGCGUGUCUGGCGUGUCUGUAGUGUCGUUCACUCAAGUGUGGUCAUCGAUCCCCAGAGGGGCAUGACCAGAUGCAUACAAAGAACCCUGAUAA
Kockovaella imperatae is the source of this 737-nucleotide messenger RNA. Its product is annotated as putative vacuole fusion, non-autophagic-related protein. Bases 45 to 710 code for a protein of 221 amino acids. The transcript is spliced from 7 exons. NCBI's taxonomy places the organism in Eukaryota, Fungi, Basidiomycota, Tremellomycetes, Tremellales, Cuniculitremaceae. The record is from RefSeq and is a predicted model, not a curated record. Gene Ontology annotation, cellular component: vacuolar transporter chaperone complex; fungal-type vacuole membrane.